AUGGCUAAUCCUCCUUCUACCUCCAAUCCUCCUUCUACAUCUAAUCCCCCUUCUAUUUCAUCUUCCAUUGAACCUACAAACAACCCUGCUAGCAUUUACUACCUUCAUCCUUCUGAUAACAAGUUAACAUUUGUUGAUGGCGGAACCACCAAACCCUCCAAAGACUCCACUGAUCUUCAUGCUUGGAAGAGGGUGAAUGAUGUUAUAAGCUGGCUAUUAUCUUCUCUUGAACCUAGCAUUGCCAAAAGUGUACAAUGGCACAAGAUUGCCAAAGACAUAUGGGAUGAACUUCAAGAACGAUAUGGGUGUUCUUCUAGUGCUCAAUUAUAUUGCUUACAGGAGGAACUUAGUCAGUUGACCCAAGAUUCUACGAUGUCCAUUGCUGAUUUUUACACUAAAUUCAAAACCAUAAGGGAUGAAAUUGAUCAUCUCAAUCCCCUACCCACUUGUACAUGUGAGGAAUGUUCUUGUACCCUUACUCAGAAGUUUUAUAAAAUUCAACAACACCAAGGACUUACUCAAUUUCUUAUGACAUUGGACCCCAAAUACACUCAGGUUCAUAGCACUAUCCUCAUGAUGCCUGAGAAACCUUACUAUGACAAGUCCAAAAUCCCUUCAAGAUUAGACAAGAUGAAGAUUUCAGGUUCUAAACGUCCUGGCUCAUAUUAUUGUGACCAUUGCAAAGUUUAUGGUCAUAGUCUUGAAUGUUGCUGGAAGGAGACAACAUGGGACUGCACAUACUCACAAGGGGAUUCAGACCCUGAAGAUGAUACUUUGAUCACCACUAAACUUACCCACAUUCAAUACAAACAUCUCCUCAGUAUGCUUAACAAAGAGGCCAAUCCUUCUCUUGGUGAUUCCACAGCUCUCUUGGCAGGUAUAUCUUGCUUCACUGCCCUUCAUGAUAGUUCUUGGAUUCUUUAUAGUGGUGCUUCAGACCACAUGACCCAUGAUCUACACCUUUUUCAUUCUUAUACUCCUGUCCGUGGCACAAAUCAUGUUAUUACCAUUCCAGAUGGUAGAAAGGUCCAUGUACAAUGCGUUGACACUGUCUUACUUAAUAAUGGUGUUGCAUUACAAGACAUUUUUUACUUUCCUGAUUUCCAUUAUAACCUUAUUUCUAACAGUAAACUUUGUCAAGAUCUGUCAUGCAAAGUUUUAUUCACACACUCUGCUUGUUUUGUUUAA
Messenger RNA from Amaranthus tricolor (Joseph's coat), 1188 nucleotides. RefSeq lists its product as uncharacterized. The transcript has 4 exons. The record is from RefSeq and is a predicted model, not a curated record. NCBI's taxonomy places the organism in Eukaryota, Viridiplantae, Streptophyta, Magnoliopsida, Caryophyllales, Amaranthaceae. The coding region runs from base 1 to 1188 and encodes 395 amino acids.